AUGAAAAGACGGCGGGAGGAGCUUUAUCGCCAUGACAUCGAUUUUCCCCCGUCGUUGUCGAUAUGUCCCGUUUGUGGGACAUCAGUGUCAAAGGAAAACAUUGGAAUUCACGUUGAAGAACAUUUUACUCAGCCUUCUACAUCCUCUGAGGGUAACAGAUUCGAUGAUCUAGAAGGUAAGAUAAGUAUUAUCGAAAUCGCUCGUAAAACGUCAACAAAAGUAGCAAAUUUAAAGCCUCUAGCAGGUCCCAAAGCUAGCUUGAGUUACUCUGGCUGUUAAUUAAUGUUUGUUUUCGUUUGAUUUUAGUACAAGGAAUUUCUGAUUCUGCUGAUUUCCGGGCUUGUACAUAUGGAAAAUGUCAGGAGUUAGGUAAUGUUCAGUAUUUGACUUUUCUUGGUGCAUUUAAAGACCUUAAAGUUCGCCUUAAAUUUUUCUUCUCAAAAUGGUCUCCUAUAAAUAUUUCAACUCAACCAUUCCUUAAAUUAUACAUUCACAAGAAGCUUAAAUGUUCCCUCUUUCAGCCAAAAGAAGUAAUGUUAGGAAAUUGUCUCUCACAAAGUGUUUAAAUGACAACUAAAUGUAUACAUAAUAAAAAGAAUUGAAUUAACUAAAAUAAGCUUAACUAUUAUUGUUGACAAAUUUUAAAAUGAAUCAGUGGCAAAAUUUUAAAUAUUAGAUGAAAAUAUUGAUUUUUGACUGUUGUUAUUCUAAGUUUACUUUGAUUCCAGCAGAUGACAGAGCCAAACAAUCAUACAUAGAAGGUCACUCAAUAGUAACUGGAACAGAAUUUUUACCAUGUAAGCCAUUAAUGGAAAGUCUCUUAGUUUUUUCUAAUUUUUUCUUAUUUUUUCUCUGACAGAAAAACACUGAUACUUUGUUUAAGCUCUGUAAAAUAGGGAAUACUUGAUUUUGAGAAUCAUUUUUUGCCUUGAAGCUGAGAAGUAUGCUGCCGUUAGUAUGUACUUAGAACAUAACCAUGGUAGGGUUAGCUUUGUCCAUAGAGCACUUGACUGCAGAAAGGGAUUUUGAUUCUAGGGACCAAACCAAUACUCAGGGGCUUGAGUUAGCUGAGAAAAAAAGUUACUGCCCUUGCCAUUCAAAUGGCUAGGUUCUUGUGUGGCUUGGAUCACCAUUUAAAGAAGCAGUCCCAUCUCCAGUAGGAGAUGUAAAUAUCCAGUAGGAGAUGUAAAUAUAGUGUCCUCAAGAAGAUUGCAUUUUUGUGCUAAAUACAUUGACAAUCAAAUGAAAAGCAAAUUUUUAAAGCUGUUGAAUGUUAGUUUGGCAAGGACAAUAUUGUUUUAAAAGGACCAGUUUUUCAAUAAGAGAACAGAGAGGGGUUGUGUGAAAACUUCUGCUGGUAGACAACUCCAAUGAGCACACCUGUAUUUAUGACCACAGCCACAGGUCUGGUCUUAAGUUAGUCCAUCUAUGGGUAGUUUGAUUUUAAAGGGAAUUUUUCUCAAGGAAAAGGUAGAUCACCACUCAUAUUUAUACAAUUUAAAAACAUCAUCCUCAAUGUCACUUUAAAUUUCAGCUUUUAAGCUACAUGUGCUACCCCUACAGCUUAAACAUACAGCAUGCUUUAUUGUCCUUUUUCUAAAUUUUUUUUUGCUGAAAAGUAUAUUUAAACCUGAUAUAAAAUAACAUGUGUUAUUUCAUAUUAGAAAACAAGCAAAAUAUUCAGAAAACAUAAAUUAAAAGUACAAUACUUCACUAGUAAUUAUUAGAUAAAAAUAAGAUUGUUUAAUUGCUAGAAUCAAAAUCUAAAGAGCUUUUACUUAAGACUACUUAACCCUUAAAACCUUAAUAUAAAAUUACGUGUAUAAAUUCUCAUAUAUUUGUCUUUUGACUCCAUUUAUUUCCUGUGGAAGUAGUAGAAACUAAAUUGUUGAAGUGUCAAUAUUUAAUUCAUCUUUUGUGAUCAUGUUCUUAAUUCUCAUGACCACUCUGUUCCAUAAAGCAUUGCUAUUACAUGGAGAGACUUUAUGCUGAUCUAUCUCAUGGCUUAAAGGGUUGAGUCAUUCAUAGCAUUACAUAGUUCUGGAGCAUUUCACAGAGUUCAAAGAAAGUCCAUUUAACAGCUUGCCCUUUGGACAAGCAGGAAUGAUAAGCAAUUAAUUUGUCAGAUCAGCUUGAAGAACAGCUGUAAUUUAAAUCCCCAUGGAUUUAUUUAAGGAUUGUAAACGAUUUGUUUGACAGUACUUCAAUCUGGAAUUUAAGUUUCCCCCAAAAAUUCACUCACCUGUCGGACAAAUUAAGAACAGAAUUCAGUAGCCCCACAAAAUCCACUAAACCUGGGCUAUUCAGACACAGUAUUUCUCUGCAUGCUUUUUCAUAUGGUUUGCAAACCACUACAUUUCAAAAUACCCUGAGGUUCAUGGAGUUAAUACUUUGUCCCNGGACAAAUUAAGAACAGAAUUCAGUAGCCCCACAAAAUCCACUAAACCUGGGCUAUUCAGACACAGUAUUUCUCUGCAUGCUUUUUCAUAUGGUUUGCAAACCACUACAUUUCAAAAUACCCUGAGGUUCAUGGAGUUAAUACUUUGUCCCAUCUCAGUUUCUACUUCAGACUGGGAUGACCAUAUCUUUGCUCACACUUUGGAAGACCAAGCAAUAAGUGAUUCCACUGGCACUAAUCUUCUUCAGGCUCCUGUGACUUUUCAUCAGCAAGAGCAGUACGACAUGCCAUUAAUCUAUGCACAAAGUGAUCAGGCACUGGCUCAGGAACUUGAAAAACAGGUGCUAUAGACCGUCUCCAUUAAAAAACUUACUUUAUAGGGGUAAUUGAAUUACUGGUAAACUUAGUAUUUUCAUUUGUGACCCAAAAGAUCAAAAGACCCGACUGGCUGGAGGCAAGCCAGCAGACUAUUUAUAAGUGUGACCAAGGAGUUGAACUUGGAACUUAUGUAUAAACUGACAAAAAAUCCAUCUAGCAGUUAAGCUAGAGCAGUUAAGCUCUAGAUUACAAUUUUAGCACUCUAACAGCUUGUCCGUGCUGCCUCCUGCCGGGGACAUCAUGUGUAGCUUCUGGGGACAUCAUGGUUAUAUCGGACGGUUUUCUGUCCCGCUGGUAAAGACUAUUUCAUCUUUUAGGCUUUUUUAGUAUACACUGUACAUGCAUUAUUAACAUGUAUUUUGGUUUCUUGUUGUGUAGGAAAUGGAACGACUUGAAAACCAGCCAUGUGAAUGGGAUGAUCACAUGUUGGCUCAAGCUCUGGAGAGUGAACAAAGAAGAGAACUUGAAGAACAGCGACAGCAAGAAGAGGAAGAGUUCAAAAAGCUGCAGGUAUAAGAACCAUUCCCCAAUAAUGAAACAAAUGAUUGAUUCAUAUUUGUUUAUAAAAACCUUUUUUUUUCUUUUCUCUCCUGAAGUAAUAUGUUACCCUUAAAGCUCCCUUAAGUGGGUGCCCUCAGAAAGUAAAUUAAUGGUCCAGAAUUAAAGCCGACCAAGUAUAACAGUGUUUUUUAAGAGAGCUUUGUCUGUAUGUCAAAGAUAAGAAGGAGGACACGUUCAACUUAAGUGAUGGUCUGCAAAAGGAUUUUGCAAUCCUGUCAUCCGGAACAAAAUUUUCCAGCAAUCCUGUCAUUUAGGCCCCAGUUGUUCAAAAGGUGAAUAAUGCUGUCCAGUGGAUAUAUCUAUAUCCAGUGGAUAGCACAAUAAUAAAUUGGUUUCCCAAGUACUUAUCUCACCCUAAUUGUUAAAACAAUGGAUAGCACCAUCCAUCAGAUAAAUCACUAUCCAGUGGAUAAGUAUUGGGGAAACUGAUUGCGUUAUCCAUUUAACAGAGAUUUAUCUAGUGGAUAGCGUUAUCCAGGUUUGGACAACUGGGACCUGCUGGAUAGUGAUUUAUGCAGUUGAUAGCACUAUCUAAUGUUUAAACAAAUUAGAAUCCUAUAUUUUCCACAAUUUAAGGGCUUCAUGUAAAAGCAACGUCUUCAAAACGAAAAUUAGGUGACCGGGGCAUGAUAUUUUUUUAUUUCAAUUUAGUUUCUUUUCUUGCUGGCCACUUACGAUGAACUUGCAUUUUCACUUGAGUAACCUCAUCAUUGAUGGAUUUUUUCUUAUAUUAAGGCAAUGUAUGGUAUGUCAUCCACCGGCGGCUAUGUUUCUCAGUACAGUCGGCACCUGGAGAGAGAGGUUGCACGAAACAAGACAUCUGUUGGUGACUAUUAUGCCAGGAAAGCAGAGAUGCUAAAAAUUUUGAUGACCGAUAAUGACAGUGGAGAAUCUUGUACCAGGGGUAAAAAAUACAUUCUUUAUGUACAGUUGUACCAUGUAUACAAGGAUGUGAUCUACGAAAAAAUCCUACGGGGCUCAAUACUCUAAACCUAUGAGAUCCAGGGUGUCCAGCAUGUGAUUUCGAUAUAAGAACUGAGUUUUCCUAGUUCCUCAAGAGCAAAAGUAUGGCACCAGGGGCCUCCAGGCACUGCCAGAGCACACACCCCCUUAAAUUGUGCUGUUGUUAUUAAUUUGAGCCGUCCUGUGGCAUUGUUUCCUCAGAGAAGAAACUCUGCUCCACCAAGGAGCUUAUAACCCAGAGCUAUCACCUUCUAUGAACUCAUUUCACAACCUUGCUGCCAGGUUCUCUCUCUUACCCAUUGAGAUGGGUAGGAAAGGACCGUGGGAAUGAGGUUGCUCAUUUCACUGCACUUUCACCAACCAGUUGAUUUUUUAAAAUGGUUAUGAUGCAAAUUUAGAAUAUUAUUUUUUGAAGUCCCACAAACCAGUCAGCAAAAUCUACAGGCCUUUUUACUAACAUUGCAUUUUUAACCUUUCGGUGGUGUUUAAUUUUCUUUUUUGAUCUCUUACACUUUAAAUGUGCUCAUAGAUGGAGUGGAGUUUCCAUUUCCAAAAUGUUCUUUAAAAUGUAUCUAAAAAUAAACUGGUCCAUGAAACGCUAGGGCAGGUUGUGGGCUCCUGGCUCCACUUUGACUUUCUUCAACCUGGUGUUUUUGGUACCACCAUAUACUGUUGGAGAGUAACCCAACGAUUGACUAGCACCACCCUCCUUAGGGUGGGGGAGGGGGGGCGGUAGCAACUCUCCUUGGUGCCUGAUGCUACAGUAAGGGGGUGUUUACAUGAGAAAACUCGCACCGGUGCGAGUUUCAUACUGGGAUGACUUUUUCAUUUCAUAUCGCGUUUACAUAAUGACCGGGUCAUUUCAUAUCUCGUUAUUUGAAGGUACACUUCAUGAUGAUAAAAUACACGUGUGAUUCAAAAUUGCAACAUUAUGCAUGCGCUACCCGUUCCAGUCUACUGAGAGACCGAUUUCACACCGAAACGGGUGGACGUUUCACGUUUACAUGAUACUGUGGCGAGAUUUCGUACCGGAGUGAAAUUCUUGCCCCAGUACAAGAACCGGGGUGAGUGAACUCACGCCGAGGUGACUCGCGCCGGCAUGACAUUUUGUGGUGGUAUCAUGUAAACAAAUAUAGAGCCAUGAGAGGGAACCAGUGAACUCACUCUAGGGCGAAAGUCGCCCCGGUGUCAUGUAAACACCCCCUAACUGGCUCAAGCGCUGGCCAUUUUGGCCUCAUGGGUUAGCUGGGCUUCUCUCUUACUCUUAUGGUUAAAAAGUCUACUGUGUGUGUUUGCCCACAGGUAUCAUUCCUCAGCUUCAUCAUCGCUAUGAGAUGGGUGUUAGUGGUACAAAGGCUUCAUGGCUUGCAAUUGACACAGAUCAUUUUGCUAGUACAGUGGGUGAUGCUGGCUGGGGCUGUGGAUACAGAAACCUGCAAAUGCUGAUCUCUGCACUGUUGAAAAUGGAAAUCUACAGACCUGUUAUGUUAAGUGGUGAGUACAGUAGAAUUCUGGGGUGCUUUGAUACCAUUUGUGCAAACCAUUCAGUCAGAAAUCUUGUUAAUCUCAUACCCAGAUCUCUAGGUGACAAAGCCCAAGGCGAGAUUUGGUCAAGUAAGAAAAUUCAAUUUUUCUGAUUGGCUAGAUUGCGAGGGAGUGACGUAAGUGCUGACAAGGGAUCUGUGUAUGAGAUUAAAAUCUUGGGCAUAAAUUUUUCAUAACAGGCCAUUUCUGAGUUCAAAAACUCUCACUUUCACAACAAGACUAUUUAAAAUUCAAAACCUUUCUUUUGAAAAUGGAUUUUAUUUGCAUACGAAUAAAAGAUCAUUUUCAUAUCGAUAGCUUUGCACUUAGCCUCACUUUGAAACAGAAGCUUGAGGCAACUCAGAGAUGCUCUAGCAAUAAAGACCUUCUGGGAGAAGGUGCCACAUCAAAGUUGAGCCAAAUGAGUAGGAGAGAUUAAUAACAGCAAAAAAUAAAAUUGCAUUGCCUGAAAUGACAGCCCAUGUUUCUUGGAGCUUUUUAAACGGAAUGGCAUAAGUCAUUUGAUUUUCGGAUCAGAAUUUUUGGUUUUCCUUACAUAUAGUAGGUCUAGCAGCCAAAAUAGUCCCAGUUAUCGGCAGUUUAGGGUUAAAUCCGCUUGGAGCAAAUUUGUAACUUUCACAUCUCCUUUAAAGAGGACAUAUGUCACAACUUCUGCAACCUACGUUGCAGCCAGACUUGUCACUUGAGACCUACAUGAGAACUUUAUAUCUAUAUCGCGUAUUUAGACCGUCUGUGAUGCAGGCUAAACUUCUGCAGCCCAAAACUAUUUAGUUUGUAAUUUGCGGUACGUUUUAAUCCCAACAAUCUUAGAAAGUGAUUUUUGUUUAUUUUAUUUGGAUUAUAUAUGCAGUUGGAGACAAAGUGCCCUCCAUCCCACGAAUUCAACAAUUUAUUGAGUCAGCUUGGACAAAUGGUGAGUCAUUUGAUGGAAUUUGAAACCAUCUACUUUACCAUUUUUACCUGAACCACUCCAAACUGCCAGUUGGGAUCCACGUCUCAUAUACCGCUUGUGACGUCAUCAUUUGUAACGGUCAUCAUUUUUAACGCCGGCUAACAGGCCGGUCACUUUCAGCCGAGCCAACUCUUUGCAAGAACGUGCCCGUAUUGACCCACGCGGGAUUGCCCACUUUGUUAGCGCAAGAAAAUUCAUCCUUUUUGGCGGUAUAAAUUAAUACUUCCUUGGCCAAUAGCGUAAAAUAUGUAUUUUCUGUAUGAAUUAAAUUUGUUUUGUAGUGCUAUUUCACACAUUAGAGAGCUUUAGAUUCUAAGACGAGGACCACUACGAGAACGAGAUUUUCCCAAUACUAAGUGGUGCGAGCACGAACCAACGUCAUUUUGGCGGGAAAAUGUGGUAGCUGUCGUCAGUCUACUACGAGUUUUAGCGAGAAUGUGGUAGUGGCGAAAACAAGUUAUAAAUUUUAUGAUUUAGCGAUCAGGAGUGGGCUUUACCUCCUUCAACGGAACUAAGCGUGCUAACUUUUGUGGUGAAAAAAAGAACAAUGAAGCUUUCCGGGGUGUCUGCUUUUAGAGAAUAGGAGAGACAAAUGUCGUGCCGUAGGCGUCCUCGUCCUUGAAUCCAAAGCUCUCUAUUGCCUCAUCAAAUGCAUCCUGCCAGCAGAGCUUUUCUUUCGCUCGCUUGGGUUUGGCUUCCUUGAAGCCUCCUUUUUUCCUCCUCACUCAAGAAGACAAAAGGAGGCUCUUCUUGUAGGGUGCAUCUAAUGUUGCCAUGAUAUCUUGAAGGGUUUGACAGACAAGGAUCCGAACAGCUUGGCUGCAAACUGAUCAAUACCAGAAAGUGGAUUGGUGCAACAGAAAUUGCAGCGGUGUUGAGAUCUCUUCAGAUAAGGUAGACGUAAUAACCCAGGGCUAAAAAUCUUUUUCGGACGGUGGCUCGGUCAAGUUUAGUUCCUGACCAGUCAAGAUAUUGAAAACGAAAAGUUACUGAAUGACCGCUAGUAAACUUGAAACUACCAUCUGCUUGUUUAAGUCGUUGCUGGAGCGUGUAAAAAGCCGCUUAUUGGACAAAAUGGCUUAAAACGUAACCAAAGAUAGCCUAAGAUUUACAAUUGAGGAUUUCAACGUUUGUUCAAGAAGGAGAGUGUGUGUGUGGCCGGUCAACAUGACGUGGACUGAAGUUUUUGGCCGGUCAAGGCGCCAUUCUGGCCGGUCAUUGUCGGAUGACUGGCCGUUAUUUUGAGCCAUUAAAAGAACAGAUGCUACAUGUGUGAAAACAACCAUGACAUUUCUCAAGAGAGGAUGACUUGGAUGCAAACCUGUAAUCGAAUGUUUCUUCGUCUACACAAUGUGUCGCUGGAAAUGCUCAAUAUUAAUUGGGUUAAUAAUCAUUCUGGCGGAACAUGGACAAGUUUAAGCUAAACGCCUUAAAUUUUAGAAAUGCACAGGCGUAGAGUUUCAUUUGAACAGAUGGUGAAGCUUAAGUAUACGCUCAUAUAGCUUCUUGUUUUAAGAGUGUCGAGGGGUUGACCAAAACACUAUAAAGAAAUGUGCCACGUAUAAACCCAAGAAGUAACUGAAUUGAACAAAGAAUUAGCGUAACUCUCUCACGCUCCCGACGGUUCAGGAGGCAGGGGAAGCUUGCACGCAGGUUAAUCUUCCUUGUGUGUAGGCAUUUGUCCUUUUCUAGGAUAUCCCCUAACAGAACCAAAGUCAACUCUACGUUCUCCAUUUUCAGUAGAGAAUUUCAAUCUGCAAAGUUGCUGUUUUGUUUCUGAUUUUUUGCCGUUCUCGUUGCCGUCGUCGUCGUGGUUGUGCGGAUUUUGCCACGGGAUUCAAAGGUUCUUCCAGCUUCGCGUCACAUAAUGUCUGACUUAAGUGAACAUUUUUUUUUUGCAGAACCAAAAUAAUUGACUUUCAUCAAGCAACAGGCUGUGACGGAACACACCCAGAAAUGUUUUCAUGGAUCAAGCGUUACUUCAGCUGUAGCGUCAGUUCCACUGUACUUCCUACGAGUUCAUCAGUUCUUCGGCAAACCUCUGUUCCACCACUUUACCUUCAACAUCAAGGUUAGCUUACAAUAGAGACGUAUUUGUAUUUUUUGUAGUUUAUUUUUACUCCAUCCUUUAGAUAAUACAUUAGGUGUACAAUAUCAAUUAGUACAAGGUUGAUUAAACUACGGGUACAUAAUAAAAAAAAAGAAAGUUAGAAUGGAGAAGGGCACAUUAUAGAAAACUAAUUAUGGCCCUUUAACAGGAUUGACUUUAUUCUAAUAUAGCUUUGUUAUUCAUUAAAACAGCUUCAAAGGACGCGGCCAUCAUCAUCGCUGACCGCUGGCCGCUCAUCCUAAUCAUCCUCAUCCAUUAGAUUCUAAGACGAGCGCUACUAAGAGGACGAGAUUUUCAGCGUCAUUUUGGCGCGAAAACGUGAUAGCCUUCAUCAUUGUACCACGAGUCGUAGUGACGAAAACAAAUUUAUCAAAUGUUAUCAUUUGCGAUCGCCGGAGGGCUUAACCUCCUUCAAUAAAAAUAACCGUGUUAACAGCCUGAUUUCUAGUGAAAAAAAAGGGAAAAUGAAGCUUCCUGAAGUGUCAAUUUUUACAACACGUGAAAAAAAGGCUUAGUCAAAACUUUUCCUCGUAGAUGUCCUUGUCCCGGAAUCUAAAGGUCUCUAGUUCUGAAACCCAAAAAAAAACUGUUAAAAAUAUAACUGUCACUAUUCACUUGUUAUCUGGAAGAAAUGUUUUCCUAAUAGUUUAAUCCGUUUUCAAGAUCAGUCCUUUUUUUUCUUUGUUACACUCUUGAAAAGGUGCAAUUUCGCGAUUGUGAAAGUUAGUUUCAAGAACGUCCAUAAGCUUUUUUGCAAAGCAGAGUCUGAUUUGUGAGCCUUCCCGUUUUACCUGUUUAUGCUGAUUUUUGUAGCGGUUUUGUGACAACACCUUUCAGCGUUUAGAUUUCUAGGGAUCCCUUAGCUUAUGUUCAGCUCUUGCACCGACAUGAAAACCAUAUCGGAAUGGGCUUCUGUGCAACGGUGAUUUUGGCGCGAUUUCUGUAACGGAGCGUCGCGCCGAUCUUGAAAGUGGAAUAUCGGAUGGAUUCUGUGUCACACUUUAGAAAAUCUCACUUUGGUGCAAUGUGACCAGGACUGUAGCGGAAGGGAAUAAAUAGGAGCGAGGACUGGAAUCACUGAGACGGAAGUAAACAUUCAGGAGUAAGGCUGGACUGGGAUUUAGUUUAUCAAAUGCCCUCGGCCAACUUCUCGGCGGCACAAUCUUCGAUGUGUGCGAACUACUUGUUGCAGUUCUGUGCCGUUUACCCUUUCACUGCUAGAGUGAAUAAUAGAGUUUUGUAAGGUAGCUAUAGCUAUUGAGUCUGUGGACGAAAUCCUAUGAUGUGACCAUUCAAAUGAAAUCUUUCUACCUGUACUUACACAUGGUGCUACUUGUUUUUCAAAAUUUCACAAAAUGAAAUUUGAGAUUUUUUUGUCGAAUUUUGCCUUUGGCCACAUUUGGCAGUGAAAGGGUUAAUGUUCAUACUAUACAGGUUAGCUUUUCGUGUCAGCACAAAAAGCUGUCCGCUUAAGUAUGAACAUAGCCUUAGAUUCGGUUUGUUGUAUGACUCCAAUCCUUUACUUAUUUCCAGGGCACAGCCGGUUAGUGAUUGGAGUGGAAGAGCAUUCUGGGAAGGAUGGAGGCUUAUAUCUUCUGUUGUUCGAUCCUUCACACUCAGCGAAGCAGAUGCAAAGCCUGUUGGAAGAUAUUCAGAGCAGUAGUUCGGGCUUGCGGCAUCUGCGUCGGUCUCUCAAGCAGAUGAGAUGUAAGCAGUACCAAAUUGUGUACGUUGACGGCAUCAUGGAACCCUCGGAAAUGGAAGAAAGUAAAACUAUGGAUUCUCUGAGAGUGCCGUGA
This is a messenger RNA of Porites evermanni, 10706 nucleotides long. The record is from the annotation of a GenBank genome assembly. NCBI's taxonomy places the organism in Eukaryota, Metazoa, Cnidaria, Anthozoa, Scleractinia, Poritidae.